Molecule: messenger RNA, 3299 nt
Organism: Emys orbicularis (European pond turtle)
Lineage: Eukaryota; Metazoa; Chordata; Testudines; Emydidae
Product: P-selectin-like
Exons: 20
Coding region: 80-3100 (1006 amino acids)
Biological process (GO): cell adhesion
Cellular component (GO): membrane
Source: RefSeq, a predicted model, not a curated record
AAGUAGAGGGCUGGUUUAAGUCGUCUCGGUCCAGGGAUUGAGCGAGAGGAGAGUGAAGGCUGGCAGGUCGGCACUGGAGAUGGGCAGCACUGUAGGACUCCGCUCCAGUCCAAGGGCUUGGGGAUGUGGCUGGAAUGUCGCCCGACUCCUGUGCUUUGCUGCCAUUUGCUGGGUGCUCGGGACUCAGAUGGAAGUGGGAGCCUGGACCUACCAUUAUGGUAACAAAUCUGAUUACUCAUGGGAGCUGGCCAGAAACUUUUGCAGGUCAUUCUACACUGACCUCAUAGCAAUCCAGAACCAGGGGGAAAUUGUUUAUCUCAACAAUGUCUUACCCCGCCAUAGAACAUACUACUGGAUUGGGAUACGAAAGAUAAACAAUGUCUGGACCUGGGUUGGUACCAACAAGGCCCUGACGAAGGAGGCUGAGAACUGGGCUAACAGGGAACCCAACAAUAAAGGGAAGAACCAAGACUGUGUGGAGAUUUACAUAAAGAGGGAUCGUGAUGCUGGAAGAUGGAACGAUGAGAACUGCCAAAAGAAAAAGAGGGCGCUGUGUUACCAAGCGUCUUGCCAGCGUUCCUCCUGCAGCCAGCGCGGUGAGUGUGUGGAGACCAUCGGGAACUACAGCUGUGAUUGCUACCCUGGUUUCUACGGGCCUGAGUGUGAACACGUUGUGAGGUGCAAAAACCUUGACCCCAGGCCUGACUGCAGUCAUCCCCUGGGGGAAUUUAGCUACAACUCCACAUGCAAGUUCCAGUGCCAGGAGGGGUUUGAACUGCAAGGGCUGGACACGUUGCAGUGCUUGGCAUCGGGGAACUGGACAGCAGCGGCUCCAGAGUGUGCAGCUGUCAAGUGCCCAGUGCUGGAUUCCCCGGGCAGAGGCCGAUUAAACUGCACUCAUUGGCAUGGAGACUUCACGUAUAACUCCACCUGUGCCUUCUCCUGUGAGAUGGGGUUUGUGCGGAAUGGAUCGGAGAAGCUGGAGUGCACGGCCCUGGGACAGUGGACAGGGCGUCCCCCGCUCUGUGAAGCUGUUACGUGCCCAGGUUUGGCUGCCCCUGGCAGAGGCCGAUUAAACUGCACUCACUGGCAUGGAGACUUCACGUAUAACUCCACCUGCGCCUUCUCCUGCGAGACGGGGUUUGUGAGGAAUGGAUCAGAGACAGUGGAGUGCACGGCCCUGGGACAAUGGACAGGGCAUCCCCCGCGCUGUGAAGCUGUCAAGUGCCCAGUGCUGGAUUCCCCGGGCAGAGGCCGAUUAAACUGUACUCAUUGGCAUGGAGACUUCACGUAUAACUCCACCUGUGCCUUCUCCUGUGAGAUGGGUUUUGUGCGGAAUGGAUCCGAGACACUGGAGUGUAUGGCCCUGGGACAAUGGACAGGGCGUCCCCCGCGCUGUGAAGCUGUUACGUGCCCAGGUUUGGCUGCCCCUGGCAGAGGCCGAUUAAACUGCACUCACUGGCAUGGAGACUUCAUGUAUAACUCCACCUGCGCCUUCUCCUGUGAGACGGGGUUUGUGCGGAAUGGAUCGGAGACAGUGGAGUGCACGGCCCUGGGACAAUGGACAGGGCAUCCCCCGCGCUGUGAAGCUGUCAAGUGCCCAGUGCUGGAUUCCCUGGGCAGGGGCCGAUUAAACUGCACUCAUUGGCAUGGAGACUUCACGUAUAACUCCACCUGUGCCUUCUCCUGUGAGAUGGGGUUUGUGUGGAAUGGAUCGGAGAAGCUGGAGUGCACGGCCCUGGGACAGUGGACAGGGCGUCCCCCGCUCUGUGAAGCUGUUACGUGCCCAGGUUUGGCUGCCCCUGGCAGAGGCCGAUUAAACUGCACUCACUGGCAUGGAGACUUCAUGUAUAACUCCACCUGCGCCUUCUCCUGCGAGACGGGGUUUGUGCGGAAUGGAUCGGAGACAGUGGAGUGCACGGCCCUGGGACAAUGGACAGGGCAUCCCCCGCGCUGUGAAGCUGUCAAGUGCCCAGUGCUGGAUUCCCCGGGCAGAGGCCGAUUAAACUGUACUCAUUGGCAUGGAGACUUCACGUAUAACUCCACCUGUGCCUUCUCCUGUGAGAUGGGUUUUGUGCGGAAUGGAUCCGAGACACUGGAGUGUAUGGCCCUGGGACAAUGGACAGGGCGUCCCCCGCGCUGUGAAGCUGUUACGUGCCCAGGUUUGGCUGCCCCUGGCAGAGGCCGAUUAAACUGCACUCACUGGCAUGGAGACUUCAUGUAUAACUCCACCUGCGCCUUCUCCUGCGAGACGGGGUUUGUGCGGAAUGGAUCGGAGACAGUGGAGUGCACGGCCCUGGGACAAUGGACAGGGCAUCCCCCGCGCUGUGAAGCUGUCAAGUGCCCAGUGCUGGAUUCCCCGGGCAGAGGCCGAUUAAACUGUACUCAUUGGCAUGGAGACUUCACGUAUAACUCCACCUGUGCCUUCUCCUGUGAGAUGGGUUUUGUGCGGAAUGGAUCCGAGACACUGGAGUGUAUGGCCCUGGGACAAUGGACAGGGCGUCCCCCGCGCUGUGAAGCUGUUACGUGCCCAGGUUUGGCUGCCCCUGGCAGAGGCCGAUUAAACUGCACUCACUGGCAUGGAGACUUCAUGUAUAACUCCACCUGCGCCUUCUCCUGCGAGACGGGGUUUGUGCGGAAUGGAUCGGAGACAGUGGAGUGCACGGCCCUGGGACAAUGGACAGGGCAUCCCCCGCGCUGUGAAGUCAUGAGAUGCCCCAAGCUGAGGGACCUAGAGCCAAUUCUUAUGAAUUGCUCCCACCCUCUGGAAUCCUUCAGCUAUGGGUCAGUGUGUCGCUUCCGCUGCACUCAGGGCUACUUCCUCAAUGGGACAAGUAGGGUGCAGUGCCAGCCUGAUGGGCACUGGUCAGACAAGAUGCCUGCCUGCCAAGAAGAGGCUGCUCCCUAUUUCAAGCAAGUCCUGCUUUACAUGGGUGGUGGAGCUGUGGCCCUUGUGGCCCUGUUGCUGACCGGAAUGUUCAUAGCUCUGCUAAUCAAGCGUCUCAGUGACAAAGAGGAAGAAAAAACCCUGCUGAAUCCCACCAGUAACCUGGGAGCACCUGGUGUCUUUACAAAUGCAGCGUUUGACUCCAACUUUUAAGCUAAAGCAGAAGAUGCCCUCAGGAGAGAAGAUCACUGGAAGGAAAAGGUCCUGAAGAUGGUACUCAUGCCUCAAUCCUUUUAGAAGCUGUUUUUAUACCUUACUCCUCAGCUCAGCUCUGCCAUCAUCCAGCCCAAGAACUCACAGUCACUGACAGUCAGGGAUUAAACUAACUCUGGUGCACACAUCCAGUUCUGAU